AUGAUGAAUUCGACGUUGGCGUUGCUGCUAUUCUUAUCUUGGGUGUUGCUUCCCAUUUCGAACGCCCUACACAUCACCGACGAGACUAUCGACAAGUUCCUCCUCGAAGAGUAUGAGUACAUCGUCGUCGGCGGUGGCCUCUCAGGCUUGGUCGUCGCCAACCGUCUGAGCGAGGAUAAAAACACGACUGUCCUCGUGAUCGAGUCUGGCGAGCUCGACGGACGGGAGAGCAGGGUCAUCGCGCCCGGCUACAUCGGCCUCACACCGCCCUCGCCAUACGGCAAGAGCGUCACGACGGCUCCUCAGACGUUUCUCGAUGGCAAGACGCGCGGGAUCAGCCAGGGCAGAGUCAUUGGCGGCGGUUCCGUCACGAAUGGCAUGUGCUGGACCAGAGGAUCGGCAGCGGACUUUGAUGCUUGGGAAGAGCUGGGAAAUCGAGGAUGGGGAUGGAAGAGCCUUCUUCCCUACUUCAAGAAGGUUGAGACGUAUACCACAAAUAUUGAUCAAAAUACCCAGGACCGCCUCAACAUUCACCCGGAUAUGUCGGUUCAUGGCACAGAAGGACCCAUCAAUGUCGCUUACCCUGAAUACUUCUAUAACUCGUCGGGUACAGUCCUCUCAUCAUCCAGUCUGUUUCAUUAUUCUGACUUUCUCACAGAUCAUGUCAUUCACGGGCUGUCAGAGAUGGGCAUCCACCUCUCGGGCGACCUUAACACGGGCGACCCGACAGGAGCCAUGAUGGUCCCGUCCAGCAUGUCUCCUACCAACCAGACCCGCUCCGAUGCAAGAACAGGUUACUUCGAUCCGGCCAUCUCGCGUUCGAACCUGCACGUCGUUACCGGGCAGACCGCGACGCGUCUCAUUGUGGGCUUGCCCAGCUCGCUCGCCAAGGAGGGAACCCGUCGUCGAGUCAUUGGGGUUGAUUUCUCAUCUGAGCCCCUUGGCAUCAACAGAACAAUCACUACCAAAAGGGAGGUCAUCUUGGCUGCCGGCGCGAUUCAAUCGCCCACGCUGCUUCAGGUUUCGGGCAUUGGUCCCCGCAAAGUCUUGGAGUCAUUGAAUAUCUCUGUACAGAUCGACCUGCCAGGUGUCGGAAACAACUUUCAGGAUCAUCCCAUGGCCCAAUUUGAAUUCGACUACUCCAACUCAUCCAUUUUCACUUCUCGCGACCUCACCGGCGCCGCCUUCGACAAUGCACUCACCACCUUUGUCACAAACCACACCGGCCCUUUGACUGCUCCCUUGAUCAACACAGUCGCCUUCCCAAGCCUCCAAUACCACGCAUCCGAAUGGAAACUCCUCCUCCAGCACGCCACAAACCAAUCCUCCUUCACCUUCCUCCCGCUCGACACCCCGCCAACGGUACAAUCCGGCUACACCCGCCAAAAGAGCCUCGUCCUCGCCCACUUAGCCCGCCCGGACGUCGGCGCCUACGAGCUCCUCGCCGCCUCCUGGGGCCAAAUGUCCAUCGCCAACCAGAAGCCCCUAUCUCGCGGCACCGUCUGCCCCCGCUCAGCCUCAAUCUUUGACGGACCCGUGGUUGACCCUCGUUAUUGCGCCGACCCUCUCGACUGCAAAAUCAUCCGUCUCGGCCUACAACUCAUCCAACGCCUCAUGCGCACGGAGGCAAUGACGCCUCUCCAGCCCGUCGUGGAGGAUCCGCGUUUGAACUCGACGGACGAGACGGAGCUCAUGGCGGCGCUGAAGCCGCUCGUCGGCACUGAGUAUCACCCCAGCGGUACGACGAGCAUGAUGCCGCUGGAGCUGGGCGGGGUCGUGGACGCGGAGCUGAUGGUGUACGGGACGUGCAACCUGCGGGUUGUCGAUGCCGGGAUCAUGCCGCUCGUUCCGGGGGCGCAUAUUCAGGCUGCUGUGUAUGCUGUUGCUGAGAAGGCUGCGGAUAUCAUCAAGACUGCUGCGGGCGGACCGGACUUGUGUCCUUUUGGUCGGCCGGAGUGGCCGCCUGUGUAA
This is a messenger RNA of Colletotrichum lupini, 1971 nucleotides long. Its product is annotated as GMC oxidoreductase. Bases 1 to 1971 code for a protein of 656 amino acids. Lineage: Eukaryota; Fungi; Ascomycota; Sordariomycetes; Glomerellales; Glomerellaceae. Gene Ontology annotation, molecular function: flavin adenine dinucleotide binding; oxidoreductase activity, acting on CH-OH group of donors. The transcript has 6 exons. The record is from RefSeq and is a predicted model, not a curated record. Gene Ontology annotation, biological process: secondary metabolite biosynthetic process.